This is a messenger RNA of Neoarius graeffei (lesser salmon catfish), 4130 nucleotides long. RefSeq lists its product as uncharacterized. Gene Ontology annotation, biological process: negative regulation of BMP signaling pathway. The transcript is spliced from 3 exons. Gene Ontology annotation, cellular component: AMPA glutamate receptor complex. Bases 112 to 759 code for a protein of 215 amino acids. NCBI's taxonomy places the organism in Eukaryota, Metazoa, Chordata, Actinopteri, Siluriformes, Ariidae. The record is from RefSeq and is a predicted model, not a curated record. Gene Ontology annotation, molecular function: protein binding.
AUCUGAAAGCAGCCUACGAUGUAACGCGUCCGUUUCUGUGUGUAACUUUUUUUGCAAGCAAACUACGACCUCCAGCUGCGUUUUAUUCCCCUCUUUAAUAACUCUGCGGUCAUGGCGGCUGUGAGAGCGCUCACUGUGCGGUUCGGACCCGGUCCCGUCCUGCUCUGUGUGCUGAGUGUGUUCUGCUUGUCGGUAGCAGGGCAGGACGGCACGUGCGAGGCGAACGGCUCGGUGUAUUAUGUGGGAGAGUGGUACUUCCUGGACUCGGAGCGCUGCACGCAGUGUGAGUGCACGCCGGAAGGAGCGGUGUGCGCGCGGACACAGUGCACUGCGCUGCCCGCCGCCUGCAUCCACGUGAGUCACUACCCGAGCGACUGCUGCACGCGCUGCGAGCGGAUUGGCUGUGAGCACCGGGGAGAGGUGUACGAGCUCGGCCAGCACUUCCAGCCAUCAGAAUGCGAGCAGUGCACCUGUGACAACGACGGCAUCGCCAGGUGCCUCGUAGCGGACUGCGCCCCUCCUGCAUGUGUGAACCCGGUCUUUCAAAGAGGGAAGUGCUGCCCUGACUGCAAAGAUGGUCCCAACUGCUAUGUGGACGACACUCGGACACAAAUAAUCCCCGGAGGAGAGGCAGUGUGGGUGGAUUCCUGCACCAAAUGCCGAUGCCAUGAUGGGCAGGAUGCCGGCUAUUGGGAGGGCAACCGCGUGGCUACAUGCACCCGCCUCCACAACUGUACAGUCAGCAAGGGGGAAAACUAAAACAGUCCAGUAGCAGAACAUGAAGCUCAGCAGGGCCCGCAUAUCAAGCUGAAGACUUGUAAAUUGUAGCCUUUGUGAUUACAAACAGUAGUCUUGUGUAACAAGCCCAACAUUGAGGUUAAAUGUUAAAUGACAUGGCUGAAGGUCAAUUUUGUCCUUGUAUGGGAUGUUCCCAAAUUUAAGCCCUAGUAUGUAGGCUGUAAGGACCAAAAUUCUGAGUGCACUUCCAAAAAUAUUUAAGCAUCUACUCAAAACUAGAACAAAACCUAUAGCAAUGACUUUGUUUUCGACCCUACUGUAAGUGUUAGAGAUGAGAUGUAAGACUCCAUGAAUUGGGUGCCAUCAAUGUGACACCAAUCUUUCUUGAAUGUUUAGCUUUAUUGCAUAAGAAAUCAGAUUUAGAGACUGAUCUGUACAAUACAACAUAUACAUACAGUGGUGCUUGAAAUUUUGUGAACCCUUUAGAAUUUUCUAUAUUUCUGCAUAAUUAUGACCUAAAACAUCAGAUUUUCACACAAGUCCUAAAAGUAGAUAAAGAGAACCCAAUUAAACAAAUGCAACAAAAAUAUUAUCUCAUCUCAUUAUCUGUAGCUGCUUUAUCCUGUUCUACAGGGUCGCAGGCAAGCUGGAGCCUAUCCCAGCUGACUACGGGAGAAAGGCGGGGUACACCCUGGACAAGUCGCCAGGUCAUCACAGGGCUGACACAUAGACACAGACAACCAUUCACACUCACAUUCACACCUACGGUCAAUUUAGAGUCAGCAGUUAACCUAACCUGCAUGUCUUUGGACUGUGGGGGAAACCGGAGCACCCGGAGGAAACCCACGCGGACACGGGGAGAACAUGCAAACUCCACACAGAAAGGCCCUCGCUGGCCACGGGGCUCGAACCCGGACCUUCUUGCUGUGAGGCAACAGCGCUAACCACUACACCACCGUGCCGCCCACAAAAAUAUUAUACUUGGUCAUUUUAUUUAUUGAGGAAAAUGUCCAGUAUUACAUAUCUGUGACUGGCAAAAGUAUGUGAACUCCUAGGAUUAGCAGUUAAUUGGAAGGUGAAGUUAGUCAAGUGUUUUCAAUCAAUGGGAUGGCAAUCAGGUGUGAGAGGGUGCCAUGUUUUAUUUAAAGAACAGGGAUCUAUCAAAGUCUGAUCUUCACAGCACAUGUUUGUGGAAGUGUAUCAUGGCAUAAAAAAAGAUUUCUAAGAACCUCAGAAAAAGGAGCUGAAGCUCAUCAGACUGGAGAAGCUUACAAAACCAUUUCUAAAGUGUUUGGACUCUACCAAUCCACAGUCCAACAGAUUGUUUACAAAAUGGAGGAAACUCAAGAUCACUGUCAACCUCCCCAGGGUAACUUCUAAGCAACUGAAGGCCUCUCUCACAUUGGCUAAUGUUAAUGUUCAUGAGUCCACCAUCAGAAGAACACUGAACAGCAGUGGUGUGCCUGGCAGGGUUGCAAGGAGAAAGCCACUGCUCUCCAAAAAGAACAUUGCUGCUCGAUUACAGUUUUCUAAAGAGCACAUGGACAAGCCAGGAAGCUACUGGAAAAAUGUUGAACAGACGAGACCAAAAUAUAUAUUUUUUUGGUAUAAAUGAGAAGCGUUAUAUUUAGAAAAAGGAAAACACUGCAUUCCAUCAAAAGAACCUUAUCACAUCUGUGAAACAUGAUAGUGGUAGUAUCAUGGUUUGGGCCUGUUUUGCUGCAUCUGGGCCAGGACAACAUGCCGUCAUUGAUAGAACAAUGAAUUCUGAAUUACUCCAGUGAAUUAUAUAGAAAAUAUCUCGACAUCUGUCUGUGAACUGAAUCUCAAGAGAAAGUGGGUCAUGCUGCAAGACAACGAUCUUCAGCACACAUGUCGUUCAUCCAAAGGAUGGUUAAAUAAGAAUAAAGUCAAUGUUUUAGAAUGGCCAAGUCAAAGUCCUGACCUUAAUCCAAUAGAAAUGUUUUGCAAGCAGUUCAUGUAUGGAAACCCAGCAACAUCCCAGAGUUGAAGCUAUUCUAUACGGCUAAAAUUCUUCCAAGCUAACAUGCAGGACUGAUCAACACAUACCGCAAACAUUUACUUGCUGCUUAGUUCUUGCUGCACAAGGGGGUCAACACCAGAUACUGAAAGCCAAGGUUCACAUACUUUUGCCACUCACUCAUAUGUAAUAUUGGAUCAUUUUCCUCAAUAAAUAAAUGACCAAGUAUAAUAUUUUUGUAUCAUUUGUUUAACUGGAUUCUCUUUAUCUACUUUUAAGACUUGUGAAAGUCCAGAAAAUCUGAUGUUUUAGGUCAAAUUUAUGCAAAAAUGUAUAUGAAAUUUCGAAAGGGUUCAAAAACAUUCAUCUCAUUAUCUCUAGCCGCUUUAUCCUGUUCUACAGGGUCGCAGACAAGCUGGAGCCUAUCCCAGCUGACUACGGGCGAAAGGCGGGGUACACCCUGGACAAGUCGCCAGGUCAUCACAGGGCUGACACAUAGACACAGACAACCAUUCACACUCACAUUCACACCUACGGUCAAUUUAGAGUCACCAGUUAACCUAACCUGCAUGUCUUUGGGGGAAACCGGAGCACCCGGAGGAAACCCACGCGGACACGGGGAGAACAUGCAAACUCCACACAGAAAGGCCCUCGCCAGCCCCGGGGCUCGAACCCGGACCUUCUUGCUGCGAGGCGACAGCGCUAACCACUACACCACCGUGCCGCCCGGUUCAAAAACAUUCAAGCACCAUUGUACCAUACAUAGAGCGUUAAUGGUUUGUAUAAUACAAUGCCUUGUCCUGUAUUUCCUCCAGCAUUGUUUGUUUUUCUGUUUCUGCUGUUAGUGGUUACAUGUAAACAUGUUUUCAAGAAAAAAACUUGACAUGAAAGAAAAUCAAGAAACCAAAAAUGAUUCUGAAAACGUUUCAAGCCGUGCCUUCAAGUGAUGAGUCAAUCGAUGAUCAAGUUUCUUCAGAAAAUCCCAGAUUUUGCAUUGGAACAUGCAAACAGAAUUGAGGUAUGAUUAUUUGCUUGUAUAACAAUGCACAUAUUAUACAAUUAAAGAUAACAUAAUCACAUAUACACGUAUAUAAUUAUAAAGAAGUGGUUUUAAGCAUGUGUGCCUGAGGUUCACUUACUGAAGUUUAACACUUACUCCAGUCCUAUGCAGGCAUGGAAAUAGCUAAUGGAAUAGGUAGUGUUUAUAAGUUUUUCAUUUAUCAUUAAAAAAAACACCCAAAAACAACACCUUGUUCGUUCCUAAUGUCUGUUCAUUGUUUGGAAAAAUUCAUAGUGCCUUAUUUUUUCAGAAAUGCUGUCAUGCUGUAAAUCAGACACACACGUUUUGAUAUUCCCUAUAACACCGAGCUAUACGGAGGUACACGAUGAUAAAUAAACCACUUUGAGUAAA